This is a messenger RNA of Hibiscus syriacus, 1561 nucleotides long. RefSeq names its product auxin-responsive protein IAA13-like. Gene Ontology annotation, biological process: regulation of DNA-templated transcription. Gene Ontology annotation, cellular component: nucleus. Lineage: Eukaryota; Viridiplantae; Streptophyta; Magnoliopsida; Malvales; Malvaceae. Gene Ontology annotation, molecular function: protein binding. The transcript is spliced from 5 exons. The record is from RefSeq and is a predicted model, not a curated record. Bases 327 to 1130 code for a protein of 267 amino acids.
CUCUCUUUUGGUUCUAUAUUUUUCAACAAACAUCAGGAAAACCAGAUUCUAAAGAGGCAUGAUCAUGUCUAGGGAAAAAACAUGUCUUUUUUUCCCCUCUAAAGUAAAGAGAGUGGUGUCCAGUGAGAGUGCUAGGCGCAUUACCAGACAUAUGGGCCCCAUCAUCAUCACUUCCUCCACCAUCUUCCCUUCUUUUUGCCAUCUCCUCUUCCCCCCCCCCCCCCCCGAAGGAAAAGCCUUUUCUUUCUGUUAAAACUAGCUAAAUAUUCUGUUUUUUCUUCACUUGUAACCAGUUUUGAAAGUUGGGUUUCUUUCCUUGUUUGGUGAUGGAAGGUGGGUUAGUUUUACUUGGCGGUGGCGGUGGCGGUUCUUCUGGGGUCUCCACUAAUGAAUCUGCGGUGUUGUCUAAAGUGGAGGUUGUUUCUGAGGCUGAGAGCGAGUUGGAGUUGGGGUUGGGGCUGAGCCUUGGUGGUGGUGCUACAGGGAAGACCAAGGCUUCUAAUUCUUCUUGGGGAGAGUGUGGCAGAAUCUUGACUGCAAAGGACUUCUCUUCUUCAGUGGCUUCUCAAAGAACCAACAAUGGAGGUCCUUCUUCUGUUGCUGUUUCUGGGACCAAGAGAUCUGCUGAAUCUGUCUCCCAUGACAGUGGUUCCCCUACUGCUGUCAGCCAAGUUGUGGGGUGGCCACCCAUAAGAACUUGUAGGGUGAACAGCUUGGUGAACCGAGCAAAGGCACAAAGAGGUGAUGAAGAAGACAAACCCAAAGAUGAUUUGAAGAAGAAGCUCAAUCACAAUGGUAAUGAGAAAGGCCAUCUUGGGUUUGUUAAGGUGAAUAUGGAUGGGAUUCCAAUAGGAAGGAAAGUUGAUUUGAAUUCUCAUUCUUCCUAUCAGAGCUUGGCUCAGGCACUUGAAGAUAUGUUCCUUAGAUCUGCUAAUUCAGUUGAGAAGGAACCAUUAGCAAUGGCUUCUAUGCUUUUGGAUGGAUCAUCUGAAUUUGUUUUGACUUAUGAAGACAAAGAGGGAGACUGGAUGCUUGUAGGAGAUGUCCCAUGGAGGAUGUUUGUCAGCUCCGUUCGAAGGCUUCGAAUCAUGAGGACCUCUGAGGCUAAUGGACUUGGUAUGUAUGAGUAAAACAUACCCCGAGAUUCAACGAAAGCAAUGGAAGGCAAAGAAGCAAGCCCAUUUAGGCACAUCAUCGCCAUCAGGCAUUUACAAAUUAGAGAAGUUGAUGAGUUGAAUGUCGAUAUCACGCCGGAGAUUGGUUUCUCGCCACUUGUUAGAGUCAUCGUGCUCGAAUCAUUACAAUAUUCUCGCCGCUGCUUUUUUUUUGUUGGUUUUGUUUUGUUAGGUGAUAUUCAAUCUAGUUUUUCACAGUACCAUAAUCAUAUAUACAAUCCAGCAACCUUUGACUGAAAGCUGUUUUGUCAUACUGUAAAUAUGGGACUAUCUCGAAAUCUAGAGUGGUUUUAGUUUUGCUGCUCUAAAUUGCAGCUGAAGUUUUUACAUUUUUGUGAUCAUAGAAGGAAAUGCUGUGUGAUCCUGAUUUAAAAGUGUUUCAAUUC